CCACUCCUCUGUCCUCUCCCAGUCUCAUCUCCAUUCUCCUCGUCGCCUCCUCUCCUCUCCUCGGCGUCGGACAAGGGACCCCGCGAGGAACCCGCCAUUCCCAGGAAGCAGCCAUGCUCCCCACGCCGUCCUCGUCGUCGGCGACACUGGUGCCGCCGGUGGGCGCGAACACGCCGCCGGCGUGGCCCGGCGAGGCGGCGUACCAGGCCGCGACUAGCAGCGGCUCGGGGCAGCAGCAGCUGGCCAUCAGCAACGGGGUGCUGCUCGCCGCGGUCAUCUUCCUCUUCAUGGUCGUCGUCUUCGUCUUCCUGCUCUACCUCUACGCCAAGCGCUACCUGGGCGCCAACCCGCUCCUGGCGCCCGGCACGCCGUCCUCGCGCUUCGUCUUCGUCGCCGCCUCCCCGCUCCCGCAGCGCGGCCUGCCCGCCGCCGCCCUCCGCUCCCUCCCCGUCACCGUCUACGGAUCCGCCACCGCCGCGGCCGCCUCCCCCGGGAAGGAGAGGGAGCGGCUCGAGUGCGCGGUGUGCCUGUCCGAGGUGGCCGACGGCGAGAAGGUGCGGACGCUUCCCAAGUGCGCGCACGGCUUCCACGUCGAGUGCAUCGACAUGUGGUUCCACUCCCACGACACCUGCCCGCUCUGCCGCGCCCCCGUCGCCGCCGACCUCGGCGCCCUGCCAAGGGAGGAGCCCGUCGAGUUCCCCGUCUUCCCCACCAACGUCCUCUUCUGGGGCACCCACGACGACGUCACCAACGCCGGCCUCGCCGCGCCGCCGCCGCCGACACUGCCUCCCCCCUUCGCCGGCACCUCCUCCACGAGCUCCUCCGCCUCGGGCCGCCGGAAGGAGAACCUGGUCAUCGACAUCCCGACGCGGGGCGUGGCCAUAAACACCCCGCCCAUGAACUCCCCGCUGCCGGCGAGCCGGAUGCCCGGAACCGCCGACGACAUGCGGUCCCCGGUCUCCGCCCGGCUCCGCUCCAUCCGCCGACUCCUGAGCCUCGGCAAGCAGGCCGUGGUCGGCACGUCCUACAGCCCGCGCGCCGCCGCCGCCGCCGGCGACAUCGAGCAGGGCGUCGCCGGAGCCGAGGCCGCCCGCCCGCCCAAGACGCCCAAGACUCCCCCAUCCGCGAACUGAUCCGGAUCUCCGAGCUCCGGGUCGCAUUUGGCCCCACCUCGCCGAUCACCGGAGCAGCUGCGCGGACAUGUGUUCAUUCUUUCUUUCUUCCCUUUUCCCUUCCCUUCUCGAUUAGUAAAAAAAAAAAGCAGAGAGAGGAAUUUUGGCCCGAAAUUCUGGUGUAAACCAAAGUAGGCAGACGUCGGUGUUCAUUGGUUGGUGGUGUGCUGGUGUUGGUGGAUAAUUGACCAAUUUGUUCAUACAUGUUGACGAGAUCGUUCUUGAACUUCA
This is a messenger RNA of Setaria italica (foxtail millet), 1403 nucleotides long. RefSeq names its product E3 ubiquitin-protein ligase EL5. The transcript has a single exon. The record is from RefSeq and is a predicted model, not a curated record. Bases 114 to 1133 code for a protein of 339 amino acids. NCBI's taxonomy places the organism in Eukaryota, Viridiplantae, Streptophyta, Magnoliopsida, Poales, Poaceae.